Molecule: messenger RNA, 228 nt
Organism: Paramecium octaurelia
Lineage: Eukaryota; Ciliophora; Oligohymenophorea; Peniculida; Parameciidae
Source: the annotation of a GenBank genome assembly
AUGAAUAAUCUUGGAAUUUCAAACAAUAGGUUUCAAUAAAAGGCCUAGCAAAAACGACAAAAAUCCUAUGAUUAGCCUCAUCCUAAUCAGAAGGCUCCAAUCAACAACCAAGAACCUGUCAAUAAUCACGAGUUUGAAAUCACCCCUGACAUUGUUAAACCAAAUGUGCAAGUUCCCAUCUUCCAAGAUCCUAAAUUGAUUGAAAAUCUAUAAUAAUAAAAAAAAUGA